This is a messenger RNA of Chinchilla lanigera (long-tailed chinchilla), 1999 nucleotides long. RefSeq names its product CWC27 spliceosome-associated protein homolog (gene Cwc27). Gene Ontology annotation, biological process: protein peptidyl-prolyl isomerization; protein folding. The transcript has 14 exons. The record is from RefSeq and is a predicted model, not a curated record. Lineage: Eukaryota; Metazoa; Chordata; Mammalia; Rodentia; Chinchillidae. The coding region runs from base 338 to 1753 and encodes 471 amino acids. Gene Ontology annotation, molecular function: peptidyl-prolyl cis-trans isomerase activity. Gene Ontology annotation, cellular component: catalytic step 2 spliceosome.
UAAGACUUAUGGAACGUUCCUUUUAAUAUUGUUGCAGUUUACAUUGCAAGUUACAUUAAGUUACAAGAACUUUAUAAUAUUUUCUCGUUCCUUGGAGUAUACAGGAAUCCCCAUUCUCACGGUUAGCGGUGUUCGGGUCCGGGAGCAACAUGGCGGCGUCCGUGAGGCGCUAGCUUUUGUACCCGGUAGUGCUUGGUGUUCUUGUUUUGAGCGAUAUCCGAGUGAAGCUUUCACCGACUAUCAACUUCCAGAGUCGUCUACUGAGAAGUGGACAGCUUUAGUGACCGGCCGUCCUCGUAUUGGGGAAUUAGAAGUAGCGUCCAGACCACUGACCAGGAUGAGCAACAUCUACAUCCAGGAGCCUCCCACCAAUGGGAAGGUUUUAUUGAAAACUACUGCUGGAGAUAUUGACAUAGAGUUGUGGUCAAAAGAAGCUCCAAAAGCUUGCAGAAAUUUCAUCCAGCUGUGUUUGGAAGCUUAUUAUGACAACACCAUUUUUCAUAGAGUUGUUCCUGGUUUUAUAGUCCAAGGGGGAGAUCCUACUGGCACAGGGACUGGUGGGGAAUCUAUAUAUGGAGCCCCAUUUAAGGAUGAAUUUCACUCACGGUUGCGUUUUAAUCGGAGAGGCCUGGUUGCCAUGGCAAAUGGUGGUCCUCAUGAUAAUGGCAGCCAGUUUUUCUUUACCCUCGGUCGAGCAGAUGAACUUAACAACAAGCAUACCAUCUUUGGAAAGGUUACUGGGGAUACAGUAUAUAAUAUGCUGCGACUGACAGAAGUAGACAUUGAUGAUGAAGAAAGACCACGAAAUCCACACAAAAUCAAAAGUUGUGAGGUUUUGUUUAACCCUUUUGAUGACAUCAUUCCAAGGGAAAUUAAAAAGCCUAAAAAAGAGAAACCAGAAGAAGAAGUAAAGAAAUUGAAACCCAAAGGCACAAAAAAUUUUAGUUUACUUUCAUUUGGAGAAGAAGCUGAGGAAGAAGAAGAGGAAGUAAAUCGAGUUAGUCAGAGCAUGAAAGGAAAAAGCAAAAGCAGCCAUGAUCUGCUUAAGGAUGACCCACACCUGAGUUCUGUUCCAGCUGUUGAAAGUGAAAAAGGUGAUGCAACAGGAAAUUUAGAUGAUGCAGAAGGGGAGAGUGCAGACCCUGAUGAAUAUAUUGAUGGUGAUGAACAGAACCCAGUGAGAGAAAGAAUUGCAAAAAAAUUAAAAAAGGACACAGGUGCAAAUGUGAACUCAGCUGGAGAGAGAGAAGCAGAGAAGAAAUCAGUCACCCGCAGUGAAGAGCUCAGAAAAGAAGCAAGACAAUUAAAGCGGGAACUCUUAGCAGCGAAACAAAAAAAAUUAGAAAAUGCAGCAAAUGCAGAGAAAAGAAAUGAAGAGGAAGAAGCUGCUCCAGAUGGUGCUGUUGCUGAAUACAGAAGAGAAAAACAAAAGUAUGAAGCCUUGAGAAAGCAACAGGCAAAAAAAGGAACUUCCCGAGAAGACCAGACUCUUGCACUGCUGAACCAGUUUAAAUCUAAACUCACUCAAGCAAUUGCUGAAACUCCUGAAAAUGACGUUUCUGAAACAGAAGUUGAAGAUGAUGAAGGAUGGAUGUCACAUGUACUUCAGUUUGAAGAUAAAAGCAGAAAAGUGAAAGAUGCAAGCAUGCAGGACUCGGACACAUUUGAAAUCUAUGAUCCUCGGAAUCCAGUGAAUAAAAGAAGAAGAGAAGAAAGCAAAAAACUAAUGAGAGAGAAAAAAGAAAGGAGAUAAAAAUGGUAGUAAUAACAACCAGAACAUCCUGGAAAUGUGCCUGCAGUAAAUGGCCUCGUAACAGCCAUUGUUCCAACAGUAUCACUUAGUGUGUGAAAGUAUUUUUGAAACCGUUGUCUUGUUUUGUAAAUUGUGGAUUGAUACCAGCAAAUGCUUUUGGUUACUGGUACAUGCUUUUUUUCCUAACUGACCUUUUGUAUUGCUACAUUUGAAAUAAAACCACUUUCCUUCUAGUUUACACAUUAA